AUGACAUCCAUCUCCAGCCUCAAGCAGACUCUUUACUAUGAGAUUGCUGUUAGCAAGCUUCAAGGCAGAAUAAACCUGCCUGAAGAAGCCGUCUCCAAUCCGCACCACAUUUACAAGCAAGGGAUCUUUCAUCGCUUCAGGAACCCAUAUCCUUCGUAUGGCGAGCACCCCGAGUUUGUUCAUUAUCUCAAAAACGUCGUCUGGCCAGUUAUCCGUGGUGAGCUCCAAGUCCCAGAUACUACGCUCUCCAAGAUCGCCGUGAGAAAACCCCAGUGGCUUCCUCAUCGGAAAGCCUCGACGAAACUUCGUGCCACUUGGCUUGGCCACGCAUGCUACUACGUCGAAUUUCCCUCAGGCCUGCGAGUUCUCUUCGACCCGGUAUUCGAAGACAGAUGCUCCCCAGUCAGCUUCCUAGGGCCUCGACGCUUCACUCAACCCCCCUGCGACGUUAAAGAUAUCCCAGUCAUUGAUGCUGUCCUCAUUAGCCACAGCCACUACGAUCAUCUCUCUCACAAUUCGGUGCUUGAGAUCCAAAAGGCGCAUCCCCAGGCACAAUUUUUCGUUGGUCUAGGCUUGGAAAAAUGGUUCCGUAAUGCGGGGCUAAACAAUGUCACCGAGCUCGACUGGUGGGAAGAUGCUGAAAUGACCAUCAAAGCUCAAGGCGGCGAUAGCAAAGGGGAGACCAUCCAGGCACGGCUGUCCUGUUUGCCUUGCCAGCACACCUCGGGUCGCAUCCCCUUUGACGUGGACCGAGACACAACGCUCUGGGCGUCUUGGGCGGUCCAGUCAGGCGAUAAAAAAGUUUGGUUUGGAGGCGACACGGGAUAUCGUGCUGUGCCAAAUAUUCCCAAGGCUUCUGAUGACUAUGGCCCAGACUGGGACCAUCUGCCUCGGUGCCCCCAAUUCAAACAGAUUGGGGAACAUCGUGGACCAUUCGAUCUGGGACUCAUUCCUAUCGGCGCGUACUAUCCGAGAGUUGCCUUCUCAGCUAUGCACGCCAAUCCUUUUGAUUCAGUAGAGAUCUUUACAGACACAAAGUGCAAGAGGGCAAUGGGCAUCCAUUGGGGGACAUGGGCACUGACUCAUGAGGAAGUUCAAGAACCGCCCAAGAUUCUAAAGGAGGCACUACGCCGUAAGGGUAUUCCUGAAGAUGGAGUUUUUGACGUGUGCGAUAUUGGCGAGAGUAGGGAAUUUUAA
Molecule: messenger RNA, 1197 nt
Organism: Trichoderma atroviride IMI 206040
Lineage: Eukaryota; Fungi; Ascomycota; Sordariomycetes; Hypocreales; Hypocreaceae
Biological process (GO): N-acylethanolamine metabolic process; N-acylphosphatidylethanolamine metabolic process
Cellular component (GO): cytoplasm; membrane-bounded organelle
Molecular function (GO): zinc ion binding; N-acylphosphatidylethanolamine-specific phospholipase D activity
Source: RefSeq, a predicted model, not a curated record